AUGGCACCAUUAGAUCCUUCACAAGAUCCCAUUUCACCUUAUUACCUUCAUCCUUCUGGCAAUCCUGGCAUAAAAUUGGUCUCAGAAAAGUUUGAUGGAUCUGGGUGCAAUAGUAUGAUGAUAUCUUGGAUUUUGGGUGUAUUGGUUCAAAAUUUGGCAAGAAGUGUGUUAUAUUUUAACACAGCAAGAGAGAUCUGGGUGAAUCUUGAAGAAAGUUUUGGUGCUUCUUUUGGCACAGUUCUGUAUGCUUUGCAGCAAUCUAUGGAUCACAUUGAGCAAGGUAAUGAUGAUCUUUCAACUUUUUGUACAAAGAAUAAGAGGUUAUGGGAUGAUGAGUUAGAUCCUCUUCCUAUAUGUUCUUGUGAUAAUUGUACAUGCACAAUCACACAAAAACUCUUGAAACUACUAAUGCAGGAAGAAAAACAUAAGUUGUUGAACAAUAGUAGAGUAGAAUUAGAAGCUAUGGCAUUUGCUGUUAAUAGAAGAAAUUAUAAUGAAGGGUAUAACAACUUUGAUAAGAAUAGGCAACAACAAAGUUUUCAUGGUGGUUUUGGAGGUCAGAGGCAAAAUUCUUACCCUGAUCACAAUAGGAAGAUCAAUUACUACUGUGAUUUCUGCAAGAUACCAGGCCAUAGUAUUCAGAGGUGCAGAAAAGUGAAUGCUCAGAAUACUAAUACAAGCUUCAAGAAUAAUUAUAGGGGAAAACAAUUUGCCAGAGCAGUUCAUGGUGAUGGUGAGGAAAAUACAAGUAAUGCUGAUGUGCAGAACACUAUCACAGUUGAGCAAUAUCAACAGAUCAUGGAAGUUUUGAGCAGAAAUUCACAAGUUCAUAUGAAUAGUGUAAAGUUCAAGUUUUUCAUCUUAAAAAAAUGGAGAAUGUAUAUUAUUUAUGAAAGAAAACCAAGUGUAUUCCUUUCAUAUAUACCUUCAAAGAUAUGCUUAAGUUAA
Chenopodium quinoa (quinoa) is the source of this 948-nucleotide messenger RNA. RefSeq lists its product as uncharacterized. NCBI's taxonomy places the organism in Eukaryota, Viridiplantae, Streptophyta, Magnoliopsida, Caryophyllales, Amaranthaceae. The coding region runs from base 1 to 948 and encodes 315 amino acids. The transcript is spliced from 3 exons. The record is from RefSeq and is a predicted model, not a curated record.